Messenger RNA from Drosophila subpulchrella, 2407 nucleotides. It is a transcript of the gene ArfGAP3, whose product is annotated as ADP-ribosylation factor GTPase-activating protein 2. Gene Ontology annotation, molecular function: GTPase activator activity. Gene Ontology annotation, biological process: COPI coating of Golgi vesicle. Lineage: Eukaryota; Metazoa; Arthropoda; Insecta; Diptera; Drosophilidae. The transcript has 6 exons. The record is from RefSeq and is a predicted model, not a curated record. Bases 226 to 1890 code for a protein of 554 amino acids.
UAUUUUUAGAAUCCGCUUAAAAUUGCAACACGUCCACGUACGUUCUGAAAAGUCGAGGAAUUGGCAAAGGUUUUGUUUUAUCUAGGGCUUCCCUCGGUCACCGUAAAUCGAAUUCGCAGCGAGGCAACGCGACGAGUGCCAGGAAAGCGCCGUGUGGUGUAGCGUCGAGCAACGUCGACAAUUUUUCGUGUUCCGAGUUAGAAAUUCCAGUCUGAGCCUUUAGCCAUGGCCAACCCAGCUGCAGGACCCUCCAAGCAGGAGAUCGAGUCGGUCUUCAGUCGCCUGCGCGCCCAACCAGCGAACAAAUCCUGCUUCGACUGCGCGGCCAAGGCGCCCACUUGGUCCUCCGUCACCUACGGCAUCUUCAUUUGCAUCGACUGCUCCGCCGUGCACCGCAACCUGGGCGUGCACCUGACCUUCGUGCGCAGCACCAACCUGGACACCAACUGGACAUGGCUGCAGCUGCGCCAGAUGCAGCUAGGCGGCAAUGCGAACGCGGCCCAGUUCUUCCGAGCCCACAACUGCAGCAGCACCGACGCCCAGGUCAAGUACAACUCUCGGGCAGCGCAGCUCUACCGCGACAAGCUAAGCGCCCAGGCCCAGCAGGCCAUGAAGGUGCACGGCACGAAGCUGCAUCUGGAGCAGACGGAUAAGAGCGAGGGCAACGAAGCCGCCAAGGAGGAGGACUUCUUCGCCCAGUGUGACAACGAGGCGGACUUUAAUGUGCAGAACAACAAUGUCAGCAAGCAGGAUCUAAAGCCACCAGCCACUGCUCCGGUCAUCAGUCUUGAGCCGCAACUGGGUGGGGCCCCCAGCGUAGAUCUGCUCAACUCGGUGGUGCCGGCAGCAGUGCCCUCCUCCAUAGGUGCGCGGAAGGUGCAGCCGAAGAAGAGUGGACUGGGUGCCCGCAAGGUGGGAGGCCUGGGAGCCACCAAGGUGAAGACUAACUUCGCUGACAUCGAGGCGCGUGCCAACGCGGCCAAUGAAAUGAAGACAUCCGUCUCUACGGCACCUGUGGACAAGCCGCAGACGGCCGAAGAGGAAUUGGAGACGGUAGCCAGCAUGCGGCUGGCGUACCAAGAGCUCUCCAUACAGAAGACCCGCGAGGAGGCCAAGCUCAAGACCAUGGACCCUGCCAAGGCUAAACAGAUGGAGCGCCUUGGAAUGGGCUUUAGUCUGCGUGGAUCCGACAUGGCCCACUCUGCUCUCGGCGAUAUGGAGACUAUCCAGCAAUCGGCCGCCCCUAAGGCAAAACUCUCUUCGUUGGAGGGCGAAAGCUUCUUUACCGACUAUUCCCUGUACGGCAACAGCAGCAGCGGUGGAGGGGGCUCUAGCGAAAAGCGGGAAAACUCGGCUGGAGGAACCAGCAAGCUGGAUAAGUUUGAAUUGGAUGCGCUGGGCUAUGAGACAAUUGAGCCUAUUGGCGGCUCCCACAGCAACAUUACUUCCAUGUUUGCCGGCAACAGUGACUAUGACAAACCCAAGACAUUGGCGCCUGCGAAGAAGAGUAGUGGAGCCGCCUCGUCCACUUCCAGUCACAGCAAAGGGCCAGCUAGCAAUGAUCCUGUGAUCGCUCAGCAGAAGUUUGGGAAUUCCAAGGGCUUUGGCUCCGACCAGUACUUCGCCAGCGAACAGUCUUCGGCUGAUGUCAGCGCAAGUUUGAACCGUUUCCAGGGAUCGCGAGCCAUAUCUUCGUCGGACUACUUCGGCGACGGCACUCCUGGCGGCAGUGCAGGCAACCGGGCAUCGUCGGUCAACUUUAGUGCACCCGACCUGGAUGUGGAGAGCGUGAAAGAGAGCGUACGUCAGGGCGUACACAAAGUGGCCGGCCGGCUAAGCAAUCUAGCCAAUGAUGUGAUGACCUCCUGGCAAGACAAGUACGGCUACUGAUAUCAGCGAAACACCCAUAGUAGUAACCCACGAAGAAGCAGCAGCAGCAGUGGUGGCGGAGGAGAGUCUAAUUUUAAUGUUUUUAUAUAUUAGUCACACACCAACCGAUUUGCGAGUUUGCAGUUAUACAGAAUUCCAAGCAGAUAGCCACUUAGUCUAGUAUCAGAGGAUCAAUCUUUAUGCAUGCCUCGUAUCGUUCUUGUAUAAAAAUAACCGAAGAAUCCAAAACAAAAACCAUGCAGUGUAGCCAGCUGUACAAUAAGCGUAGUGUCUUUUAAAUAUGUAUAAAUAUACUGUUCAGAUUAAGGAUGUAAUCGUGUGGAUUCUGUGCGGAGCAUGUUCGCACCAUGUUUUUGGAUUAGAUUGUUUUCCUUUGUUUACAUCUAUUAUGCAUACAAGCUAUAGCAUUUUGCCAAUCUAAAAUUUGUAUUUCAAUAGGCGCAUUUUCAAUUUGAUUUUCGUUUAUCAUGGAAUUAAGUAAGACAGUGUAAAAUAAAUAAACUAGAACUGCACAGCA